Penicillium canariense is the source of this 1911-nucleotide messenger RNA. RefSeq names its product fungal specific transcription factor domain-containing protein. The transcript is spliced from 3 exons. The annotation marks the transcript as partial. NCBI's taxonomy places the organism in Eukaryota, Fungi, Ascomycota, Eurotiomycetes, Eurotiales, Aspergillaceae. Gene Ontology annotation, molecular function: transcription cis-regulatory region binding; DNA-binding transcription factor activity, RNA polymerase II-specific. Gene Ontology annotation, cellular component: nucleus. Gene Ontology annotation, biological process: regulation of DNA-templated transcription. The record is from RefSeq and is a predicted model, not a curated record.
UUCCGGAACCGAGACAGCAAGCGCGAAACCGGCGAGCAAAGCCAAUCAAGCCGACUGGCUGAUAUCGAAUCUAAGCUCUCAGAUAUUAUCGGCUUACUUUCACGCUCAGACGCACCUUCUGACGAAGAUCGGAAUUCCACAAUCCCAAUUGAGCUCGCCGACAUUGACAUACAUAUCGGAACCGACCCAGUUGGUUGUAUUAACCAUGAAAAUGUCACGGAUAUUAGCAUGAUUGGGGCUCUUGGAGCUCAAGAGACCAAUUUCAUGCAACAUGCACCGGAAGGUACAUCUCGAUAUUCUACUAAUCAAGACGCCGCUUGGAGCGCCGACCAGGGCCUCAGCCCCGCCGUCCUCCAGCAUCUUGUUACUGUGUUCAGCGGCAUGUCAACAUACUUCCCAUUUGUGCGAGUUCCAAACGGCUUGGAGGUGGCAUUAUUGUCGGAGGAUCGACCGUUCCUAUACCUAGCCGCCGUGACGAUUGCCUCUUCACGAUUCCAGCAUCUGCAAGCAGCCUUGAGCGAGAGGUUUAAGGAAAUCCUUAGCCGAAGUCUGAUCGUCGCGGAAGAGAAAGAUUUGGAUCUUCUGCAGGGGCUAAUCUUGCAUCUUGCAUGGUAUGAUGUUUCCCUUUGUUCCUCCAUCGCUAUUGAAGCACGGCUAACGAACCGCAUGUUCCAUUUCCACUUCAACCCAAGAAGUCCGCAAACGUAUCGAUACCUGCAGAUAGCGAUUAGUAUGGUUGUUGAUCUUGGCAUUGAGGAAUUGAUCAUCGAUAUGACCGACGGAGACAAUGAACUGGGUGAUACCUAUAGUAGGGAAGCGUGCCGCGCGUAUCUCGGCUGCUAUUACAUCUCCAGCGUUAUAUCAACAUCCUCGGGCAAACCCAACAAUCUUCGAAUAUCCAGCAAUAUGCUUCGAGCGGCGUUGGUAUUGCAGCGUGAAAGAGAGUAUGACACGGACGAAUUGAUAUACCAUCUCCUUAAACAGCAGCAGUUCGUUGACGAGGUCUGCGAGACGUAUCGAUUUGAAAGGCAACAGUCUGAUCGCUCACGCUUAUGCACACAUGCUGAGCGAUUCGCGACGCGGCUAGAAGAUAGGUGGUCCUCUCUGUCGGUAGAGCUGCGUCGAAAUGGUAACAUGCCUCAGUUUUCAAACUAUACGGCCUCCUCAACUAACCGACUUCGAGCAUUGCUUCUCAACAGCUACCACGCUGCUAAGAUCAGGAUCUUUGAGAUGGGCUUAGUCUAUAACUACGGACAGCCUCGACGACAUCCAAAAAAUGCAGAGGACUCGACCAUACUAUCUGCGUCCCCAAUGCUGAUCAGUAACUUGAUUAGAUGUGUUGAAUCCACGAAAGCAUACCUUGACUUCUUCUUCACCAUUCCCGAGAUGGAGUACCACAAACUAUCCUUCUCGAUAUGGUACCAGGUCGUGCUGGCGGUCUUUGUGCUAUACAGGCUUUCUGUGGGAGUAUCUGAAGUACCCGAAUGGGAUGUGAACCUCACAAAGGCAUCAUUGGACGUUGAAGAGUAUCUGGGCGUCCUAUCAUCUCACCUCCAGUCUAUUCGGCUAGAUACAGCGGUGCUACCUAAGAGUCUAUUUACGAUGAUGCCCGAGAUCAUAGCAAGUGUAGAAACGUCUUAUGCGACCGCCAUGGUGAAUUCUGCACUGAUCGUUGAUACUCGACACCCACAUCAACCCUUUUCGGAUCGUCCUGCUCUUUCUGUCCGAGGGCGGCAUCGCUGUCCUGGAAUGCGCAAUCUGAGACAGUCUGCCAACCAAAGCUCAACGGAACAAUCUACCCUUCAGACCGCUGUUAGUGCGGAGAUACAGAUUAUCGAGAACGAGAUAUUCUGGAGAGACCUCCUAGUGACAGGUACAUUCUCUGUUAACAGCUACUGUAUCACCAACUGA